Molecule: messenger RNA, 2856 nt
Organism: Equus quagga
Lineage: Eukaryota; Metazoa; Chordata; Mammalia; Perissodactyla; Equidae
Gene: YTHDF1
Product: YTH N6-methyladenosine RNA binding protein F1
Exons: 6
Coding region: 119-1978 (619 amino acids)
Biological process (GO): mRNA destabilization
Cellular component (GO): cytoplasm
Molecular function (GO): N6-methyladenosine-containing RNA reader activity; mRNA binding
Source: RefSeq, a predicted model, not a curated record
CGCCCGGGGAGGAGGCGGCGGGCCCGGGGCCGCGAGAGCGCGGUGACAGGCCCGGCCGCGGAAAGGCCCGAGCCGCCGGGCGCCCCGGCCCCGCGCCGCGCCGGGCUGUUCAUGAAGCAUGUCGGCCACCAGCGUGGACCCCCAGAGAACAAAAGGACAGGAUAAUAAAGCACAAAAUGGUUCUUUGCAUCAGAAGGACGCGGUUCAUGACAAUGACUUUGAGCCCUACCUUUCUGGACAAUCUAACCAGAGUAACAGUUACCCCUCCAUGGCUGACCCCUACCUGUCCAGUUAUUACCCACCGUCCAUUGGAUUUCCUUAUUCCCUCAACGAGGCGCCAUGGUCUACUGGAGGGGACCCUCCGAUCCCAUACCUCACCACCUACGGACAGCUCAGUAACGGAGACCAUCAUUUUAUGCACGAUGCUGUUUUUGGGCAGCCUGGGGGCUUGGGGAACAACAUCUAUCAGCACAGGUUUAAUUUUUUCCCCGAAAACCCUGCCUUCUCAGCCUGGGGGACGAGUGGGUCUCAGGGGCAGCAGGCUCAGAGUUCAGCCUACGGGAGCAGCUACACCUACCCACCCAGCUCCCUGGGCGGCACGAUCGUGGACGGGCAGACGGGCUUUCACAGUGACACCCUCAACAAGGCCCCUGGAAUGAACAGCCUGGAACAGGGCAUGGUGGGCCUGAAGAUUGGGGAUGUCACAACCUCUGCAGUCAAAACGGUAGGGUCAGUCGUCAGCAGUGUGGCAAUGACUGGUGUCCUUUCUGGCAAUGGUGGGACCAAUAUAAAUAUGCCAGUUUCAAAGCCAACCUCUUGGGCUGCCAUUGCCAGCAAGCCGGCAAAACCACAACCGAAAAUGAAAGCCAAGAGUGGACCUGUAAUUGGGGGCACGCUGCCCCCUCCGCCUAUAAAGCAUAACAUGGACAUUGGCACGUGGGAUAACAAGGGGCCUGUGCCCAAGGCCCCAGCUGCCCAGCGGGCGCCUUCCCCCCAGGCUGCCCCACAGCCCCAGCCGGUUGUGCAGCCUCUUCCCGUUCAGCCUCCCCCUUUGGCCCAGCCACAGUAUCAGAGCCCUCAGCAGCCACCCCAAACCCGCUGGGUCGCCCCUCGCAACAGAAACGCGGCGUUCGGGCAGAGCGGAGGAACUGGCGGUGAUAGUAACUCUCCUGGAAAUACCCAGCCUAAUUCUGCCUCGAGUGUGGAAUCCCACCCCGUCCUUGAGAAACUGAAGGCUGCCCACAGCUAUAAUCCUAAAGAGUUUGACUGGAAUCUUAAAAGCGGACGUGUGUUCAUAAUAAAGAGCUACUCCGAGGAUGACAUUCACCGCUCCAUUAAGUACUCCAUUUGGUGUAGCACGGAGCACGGCAACAAGCGCCUGGACGGUGCCUUCCGCUCCAUGAGCAGCAAGGGGCCCGUCUACCUGCUCUUCAGCGUCAAUGGGAGCGGGCACUUCUGCGGGGUGGCUGAGAUGAAGUCGCCUGUGGACUACGGCACGAGUGCUGGCGUCUGGUCUCAGGACAAGUGGAAGGGCAAGUUUGACGUGAAGUGGAUUUUUGUGAAGGACGUGCCCAAUAACCAGCUGCGACACAUCAGACUGGAGAAUAACGACAACAAGCCGGUCACAAACUCCCGGGACACCCAGGAGGUGCCCUUAGAAAAAGCAAAGCAAGUGCUGAAAAUCAUCGCUUCCUACAAGCACACAACCUCCAUCUUCGACGACUUUUCUCACUAUGAGAAGCGCCAGGAGGAGGAGGAAGUGGUGCGCAAGAAGAGUGCUUCCUCGUCUUUGUCAACUCAGAAACAUUUAGAAGUGUCCUAUGGCGCUGGGGUAGACAAGCCAGGCUGCUGGAGCUGCAGGCCGUGGCCUGGGGGCUGGGGCGCCCACCCGCCGAGGGCCUCCCAGGGCACUGCCCUCAGCAGGAACGACAGAAUCGAAACAAACAAUAAGGACAAACCAGUUUCUUAUAUGUUCUAACAUUUGACUGAGAAACAGUUUCAGAACAGUGUGCUUGGUGCUGUCUCCUGGCGUCGGCCCCAGCUGUCCUCCUGUGCACUGUCCUCCUGCGCAGGCUCGGCGAGCACAUCUUCACCUCUAGUUCAUUUCUGCCCAGACGGAUCUGCACUCAUUGUAUUUUUCUGUGUAUUAUAGCAUUGUAGAACUCACUAAUAAAGGAGUAUGUUUUGUCAGCUUGUCACUCAGACUGACCUAAUGUGAAAUAUAGUAUCCUUACAAACAAAAAAAAGCAAAACAAAAAACCUAAAUCAUCCCAAAGUUUUUGUUUUUAUUUUGGCAGAAAUUAUGUUCUUAUAUUGUCAUUUAACAUCCUUAUGUGAGACUUCUCAUUUCUCACCCUUUUUUGCUUUACAGUGAACAUAAACCAUGAGUCGUUUUGUCAUGUAGCAUAUCUGUUAAAAUACUUCUCUUCAAAAUGCUGAAAUCACCAGGUUGAGGAUCACCUUGUUUGGCUGGUUUGCCAUUUUUAUUAUCUGUUAUCUAAAAUGCUACCCUACCAGUUUGAUUUUUCUACUAGACAGAAGAAUUUUAGUGUUUCAAAUUUGGUGAACAUGCUGUUUCCUUGGAACGUGUCUCCUGCAGUCUCAGCAUCCAGAGCAGCCGCUUCAUCUCUCACUGCUCUGCCCUUUGAUCCGGUGGGAUGAUGACAGGACCCAGCCUGCGCAGGGCAUGGGGUCAGUGUUCAGGUGUCCCUUGUUGUGUGCAGAUCAUUUUAAUUCCCCCUUUUCCUUCACUUGAGAAUCCUAAUGCUGUUUUAAGUUUUUAUACCAAUAAUGUGAGCUUUAAUGUAGGAUCUGAUAGUACAGACAGUGCGAUGGAUGAUGCCACCGAUUGUAAAU